Molecule: messenger RNA, 966 nt
Organism: Candidozyma duobushaemuli
Lineage: Eukaryota; Fungi; Ascomycota; Pichiomycetes; Serinales; Metschnikowiaceae
Exons: 2
Coding region: 1-966 (321 amino acids)
Biological process (GO): positive regulation of translation; nuclear-transcribed mRNA catabolic process, nonsense-mediated decay
Cellular component (GO): cytoplasm; nucleolus
Molecular function (GO): mRNA binding
Source: RefSeq, a predicted model, not a curated record
AUGCUGACGGCCACGAAGCCUCCAGCCCCAAAAUUUGCAUUCAAGAAGAAGAAGAAAGUGAAGGAAGACCCACAGCCUUUAAUCAAAUACGAUGAUCCAGAUUUGAAGGUGGUCAUUCGACUUCUUCCUCCUAACUUAACUGAGGAAGCUUUCCUUCGCCAAAUACCAUUUGGUAAUGAAAAAUCGCCAUUGGAGAUAGCUGGCCUCUCAAGGUUCUUUUACCAAACUGGUAGCCCGUCCUUGAAGCCUUUCGAAGAGCCCACCUUCUCCCGAGCUUACUUCCUUUUCCAAAACAAGGAAGCAGCAAAUGCCUUCAGAACCAAGAUGCAACAUGUGGUUAUCGAGGACUCUGACUCAGGCGAUCAAGUUAAAUGUGAGAUGAUGAAACCUAUCUUUGGUGAAGUUAUCGAAACUUCUAAAAAGCCAGGCCCAGGGAAGAUUGAACAGGAUCCAUUAUUCAAGAAAUUCACUGCUCUACGUGCUGCCUCAACAGAAAAAAAGACGAGAAAAGAACAAAAGAAGAAAGCAGCAUCUGCUGCCAUCAACGUUGAGAAGGACAAAACCGUACAGAGCGAGACUCAAACUGCCCCUGCCAUAAACGAACCAAAGCCACAUCCCCCAGCAGACAACAAGCAGCAGGGACACAGCAUCGAAGGAAAGAAAGACAAGAAGAAGCCACCCAAAAAAUCUGACAAAAUCAACGACCAGAAAAAGAAGGAAACGAUAGCUCCCAAAAAGAGCGCUUCCGCGAAUGGUACGAAACCUCAAGCUCAGCCUAAGAAGACCACCGACGGGAAAAAACCCGGUACUGAGCCUCAGAAGCCAAAAAGCAAAGAGAACAAACCCCACAAACCCAAGAAAGUUGGUUCAAAAAACAACAACUCUGGUACCAAUACGACUCAGCGGGCUACAACAGAAGAGAAAAAAACCGCAAAAUCCACGAAAGCUGCUAAGAAGAGCAGCUGA